UUGGGGACAGGAGCUUUAGGCACAACUGCCCAGAGUCGCAUAGGCGACUGUCGUCAAGUAAUGUCUCAUUCCAAGGAGUCAGAUGAACUUAUUUUCUUUGUGAAUGGAAAAAAAGUCAUUGAGAGGAAUGCAGACCCUGAGGUUAACUUACUGUUCUACUUGAGAAAAGUCAUCCGACUCACAGGGACAAAGUAUAGCUGUGGAGGAGGUGACUGCGGUGCCUGUACCGUGAUGAUCUCAAGAUACCACCCCGUCUCCGAAAAGAUCAGUCAUUUCUCUGUCGCUGCCUGCCUGGUCCCCAUCUGCUCUCUCCAUGGGGCUGCUGUCACUACAGUUGAAGGCAUUGGAAGCACCAAAACCCGGAUUCACCCUGUCCAGGAACGGAUCGCCAAAGGCCAUGGUACCCAGUGCGGGUUCUGCACCCCGGGCAUGGUGAUGAGCAUCUACACGCUCCUGAGGAGCCACCCAGAACCCUCCAUGGAACAGAUCAUGGAAACCUUGAGCGGUAACUUAUGCCGCUGCACUGGAUACAGAGCCAUUGUGGAGAGUGUGAAAAGUUUCGGCCCUAGUUCGUCUUGCUGCCAGAUGAAUGGGAGAUGGAAAUGUUGCUUGGAUGAAGACAAAAAUGAGCCGAAGAAAAGAGCCAGUCUUUGCACCAAAUUGUAUGAAAAAGAAGAAUUUCAGCCGUUGGACCCAACUCAGGAGCUUAUAUUUCCACCUGAACUAAUGAGGAUGGCAAAGGAUCCCCAAAAGAGAGCUCUGACUUUUCGUGGGGAGAGGACUACUUGGAUUGCCCCAGGAACCCUAAAGGACCUUUUGGAGCUGAAAAUGAAGCACCCCAGCGCUCCACUUGUGAUAGGCAACACCUCUCUCGGGCUUGCUAUGAAGUUCAAAGAUGUUUCUUAUCCAAUUAUUAUCUCUCCUGCAAGGAUCUUGGAAUUAUUUGCAGUGACCAAUACAAAGGAAGGCCUGACACUGGGCGCAGGCCUCAGCCUGACCCAGGUAAAGGACAUCUUGGCCGAUGUGGUCUCCAGGCUCCCCAAGGAGAGGACACAGAUGUACUGUGCUCUCCUCAAGCAUCUGAGGACCCUGGCUGGGCAGCAGAUCAGGAACAUGGCUUCCAUAGGUGGUCACAUUAUCAGCAGACAGCCGACCUCUGACCUCAACCCUGUUCUGGGUGUAGGCAAUUGCAUCCUCAAUGUUGCUUCAACAGAAGGAACACAGCAAAUUCCUCUGAAUGAUCGUUUUCUUGCCAGACUACCAGGUGCAAGCCUGAAGCCAAACCAAGUGCUCGUCUCAGUUUUUGUGCCCCUCUCCAAGAAGUGGGAGUUUGUAUCAGCUUUUAGACAGGCCCCGCGUCAUCAAAACGCCCUUGCAGUGGUGAAUGCCGGGAUGCGAGUCGUUUUCAAAGAAAACACAAGCACUGUUACAGACCUGAGCAUCUUAUACGGAGGAAUCGGCACCACUGUAGUCAGCGCAAAUAAAUCCUGCCAGCAGCUGAUCGGAAGGUGCUGGGAUGAAGAGCUGUUGAAUGAAGCCUGCAGGAUGGUUCUAGAAGAAAUCUCCCUGCCGCCGUCAGCCCCUGGAGGAAUGGUGAACUACCGAAAAACUCUUACCACCAGCUUCCUCUACAAAUUUUACCUGGAUGUGUUGAGGCAGUUAAAGAUGAGGGACCCCUGUAGAUACCCUGACAUCUCCAAGAAUCUCUUACGCAUCCUGGAAGACUUCCCUUUGACCAUGCCUCACGGGAUGCAGUCCUUUAAGGCUGUAGAUUCCCAGCAGCCUCUGCGAGACCCAGUCGGACGCCCCAUCAUGCAUCAGUCUGGCAUUAAACACGCCACAGGGGAGGCAGGGUUUUGCGAUGAUAUGUCUGCCUUGGCGGAGGAACUCUUCCUGGCUGUGGUGACCAGCAGCAAGCCGCAUGCAAGAAUCAUCUCCCUUGAUGCUUCUGAGGCCUUGGCAUCCCCUGGUGUGGUUGAUGUGAUCACAGCUCAAGAUGUUCCUGGUGACAAUGGCAGAGAAGAAGAAAGCCUGUAUGCGCAGGAUGAGGUCAUCUGCGUGGGUCAGAUCGUCUGCGCUGUGGCUGCUGACUCCUACGCUCAUGCCAAGCAGGCCACAAAAAGGGUGAAGGUCCUGUAUAAAGAUGUGGAGCCCGUGAUCGUGACGGUUCAGGAUGCGCUGAGGUAUGAGUCAUUUAUUGGACCGGAGAAAAAGCUAGAACAAGGAAAUCUUCAGUCAGCGUUCCAGUGUGUUGACCAAAUCCUCGAAGGGGAAGUACACUUUGGAGGCCAGGAACAUUUUUACAUGGAGACUCAAAGCGUACGUGUGGUACCCAAGGCAGAGGAUAAACAGAUGGACAUAUACGUGUCAAGCCAGGAUGCCGCAUUUACACAGGAAAUGGUGGCUCGCACCUUGGGCAUCCCAAAGAAUAGGAUCAACUGCCAUGUGAAAAGGGUUGGUGGCGCCUUCGGAGGGAAAUCAAGCAAGCCCGGGCUCCUGGCAGGUGUGGCAGCCGUGGCUGCACAUAAGACUGGCCGCCCAAUCCGUUUUAUUCUGGAACGUGGAGAUGACAUGUUGAUAACCGGAGGCCGCCACCCACUCCUAGGGAAAUACAAGAUUGGCUUUAUGAACAAUGGGAAAAUCAAGGCAGCCGACAUUCAGUUUUACAUCAACGGAGGCUGCACUCCAGACGACUCUGAACUGGUGAUAGAAUAUGCUUUGCUCAAACUGGAAAAUGCGUACAAGAUCCCCAACCUCCGCGUUCGAGGUCGCGUCUGUAAGACCAACUUGCCGUCUAACACAGCAUUCCGGGGAUUCGGCUUUCCCCAGGGGGCGUUUGUAACGGAAACCUGGGUGUCUGCCGUGGCAGCCAAAUGUCACCUGCCACCAGAGAAGGUCCGAGAGUUAAACAUGUACAAAACCAUCGAUAGGACAAUUCACAAGCAAGAAUUUGACCCGAAGAAUCUGAUAAGGUGCUGGGAGACGUGUAUGGAAAAUUCUUCCUACUACUGCAGGAAAAAGGCAGUGGAUGAGUUUAACCAGCAGAGUUUUUGGAAGAAGAGAGGCAUUGCCAUCAUUCCCAUGAAAUUCUCGGUUGGAUUUCCAAAGACAUUUUAUUACCAGGCUGCCGCUUUGGUCCAAAUCUACACUGAUGGGUCUGUACUGGUUGCUCAUGGCGGUGUUGAACUGGGACAAGGAAUAAACACCAAAAUGAUACAGGUGGCCAGCCGUGAGUUAAAGAUACCAAUGUCGUACAUACACCUGGAUGAAAUGAACACCAUGACCGUCCCCAACACAGUCGCCACUGCAGGCUCCGUCGGUGCUGACGUCAAUGGGAGAGCUGUUCAGAAUGCCUGUCAGAUCCUCAUGGAGCGCCUGGAGCCCAUCAUGAGCCGGAACCCUAAUGGUACCUGGGAGGAGUGGGUUAAUGAAGCUUUCAUUCAAAGCAUUAGCCUCUCCACCACUGGAUAUUUUAGGGGCUACAAAGCCGACAUGGACUGGGAGAAGGGAGAAGGUGACAUUUAUCCCUAUUUUGUUUUUGGAGCUGCUUGUUCCGAGGUUGAAAUCGACUGUCUGACAGGCGCUCACAAGAACAUUAGAACAGACAUUGUUAUGGAUGGAUCUUUCAGUAUAAACCCUGCUGUGGACAUAGGCCAGAUUGAAGGGGCAUUUGUUCAAGGUCUUGGGCUUUACACGCUAGAGGAACUGAGAUAUUCACCUGAAGGAGUCCUUCAUACCCGUGGUCCAAACCAGUACAAAAUACCUUCAGUUACUGAUGUCCCAGAAGAGUUCCAUGUGUCACUGCUGACGCCAACCGAAAACCCAAAAGCCAUCUACUCUUCCAAGGGCCUCGGCGAAGCGGCAAUGUUCCUGGGCUCUUCCGUGUUCUUCGCUAUUGCUGAUGCUGUGGCUGCAGCUCGAAAGGAGAGAGGUUUGCCCCCGAUUUGGGCUAUGAACAGCCCUGCGACAGCAGAACUAAUUCGAAUGGCCUGCGAGGAUCAGUUCACCAACCUGGUUCCACAAACAGAUUCUAAAUGCUGUAAGCCGUGGUCCGUCCCAGUUGCCUGAUUCUUGGGGUUCAAGCA
Molecule: messenger RNA, 4085 nt
Organism: Acomys russatus (golden spiny mouse)
Lineage: Eukaryota; Metazoa; Chordata; Mammalia; Rodentia; Muridae
Product: aldehyde oxidase 3
Exons: 35
Coding region: 61-4068 (1335 amino acids)
Molecular function (GO): FAD binding; NAD binding; oxidoreductase activity
Source: RefSeq, a predicted model, not a curated record